GUCUUUCAAUGCUUUUCGAUUUUAGAUUGAGAUUAACAGCAUUAUAAAAAAACAAUAAAUACUACGAAGGAAGUAUUUACGGAUAAAGGUCUUGCAGAAAAUGAAGACAUUGGAAUUACGCCCGGAUCGUUCCCUUCUGAAGCCUAACUUCGAUGGGUACAAGCUCUCUCUAGAGCCAAUCCCAAUCCUCCGAACGGAUCUGACGGGACCUUCUCAGCCAAAUCGUAUCCGACCAAGUGAAAGCCAGUACUCGCAUCUUCACGCUCAAGUGUUUGGGCUCCAGAACCUCUUGGUGCGUGAUUCUUGGGCACCCGGAAAUUGCUACUUCGUUGAUCAGAACCGGCGUGUUUGUUGGGUUCAGUAUAAUGAUAUUACUGGACAAUUGAUGCCAGUGGUCGAGGUAUUCAGCAUGGAUAUGGAAGAAUCCGAGGAAGUCUACAAUAGUUCACUGGUUUUCCUAUCUGAAAAGUAUGCCCUCGUAGCAGACGGUCGGAAAGUACUACAUCUAGUCGAUACCGGAGAUCGUCGAAAGGGAGGUGAGUGGAAUGUAAAGUUUACUUGCACUGCUCCAGAGUGGCCAGGGUGUUGCAUUCUUGUGGAUGGUAGAUUUGAGAUCAUCAACGGCGAGAGACAAAUUCAUGCUAUAGGUGCUCAAGUAGUGCAAGAGGAUGGAUCGUUCAAAACGGGUUUGUACUGGGUUAAAGCGGUUCAAAAAGAUAGUAAUCAGCCUUGGGUGUUUCACUCCAGUCAAGUAUUGAAGGGGCGUGGGUAUCCUUACUAUUGUGCUCUUGAACCCAAAAGUAAAGGUCUGGUGAUUGCCAGUGAUAAGCCAUUCAAAUUUGUGACAAACCUGGACGAAGCGCCGAUGGAACAAGAUGCUAUACCAGACGAAAAUUCCUGUCCUGCAAAAGUACUUUUCAGUUGGUCGCAAACAACAGAAGAUAUAAUCAUCAAAAUUCCUAAAUCGGAUGAAGUUGAAUACCAAGUGUCCAACCAUAACCUAAAACUGAGGGCCUUAUCUGGGGAAACAACAAUCAUUGACGGAGAAAGUUGGUUUGCUGGCAUUGAUGCGGAAUUGACGUCUUGGACGAACGACUCGGAUGAAAUUCAGAUAACAUUGUACAAAGCGAAUCCAGGGAUAAUGUGGCCUUUAUUGUUUCCUGGAGCUCCCGAAGAAACUGGUAACCGCGUGGAACACGAUAUGCCACCGGCAUCGAAUCUUACUUCUCAACUGGAGGAAUGUGAUUUUGGAGUCGCUGGAGAUGAAACAGAAUACACUAUCGAAAGGUUGGAUGAUACUUCCAUGGAAACGACACACAAAGUGUUUCUCGGCGGUAAUGUACCAUUGUUUAGGGUAAUGUUAAGACCGGGAUUUCCAGAUGCUUUAGCGUUACGUUACGAUGUCGAUGCGUGUCUCUGGCUUCAGCAAUCCGGAGAGGACUGGUCACUGAGACACGAAGGGACUCUACAUGCCUUUGGCUACGUACAGGCUUCCAAGCAACAAAGAAAGUUCAUGUCUUGCUCGCCGGAUGUGAACUAUGCUGUUAUUUGUGAAGCUCAGCGGCAUGUUUUCAUCUAUAAGGGAAGCUACAACAGUGCAGGUGGAUUGAGAAAUCGAAACGGACCUCAAGUUAGCAUCGGUCAGCAGAAACUGGUUUCCCUGGAAGGAAGCAGCGAGAUUCUAGGCAUUUGCUGUGAGAAUGAUUACACAAUAUUGCUUUUGGAAACCGAAAUCCUGGUGCUGCAACUUUGCAUCGAAGAGUAAAAAUAAAACGAUUGGGAUAUUCUA
Messenger RNA from Ochlerotatus camptorhynchus, 1789 nucleotides. RefSeq names its product nudC domain-containing protein 1. The transcript has 2 exons. NCBI's taxonomy places the organism in Eukaryota, Metazoa, Arthropoda, Insecta, Diptera, Culicidae. The coding region runs from base 101 to 1765 and encodes 554 amino acids. The record is from RefSeq and is a predicted model, not a curated record.